Leptosia nina is the source of this 1338-nucleotide messenger RNA. The record is from the annotation of a GenBank genome assembly. NCBI's taxonomy places the organism in Eukaryota, Metazoa, Arthropoda, Insecta, Lepidoptera, Pieridae.
AUGUUUCUUAGAACUGCCUUAACCGUGUCGGUGAUAGUAUGUUUGUCCUGUCGCUGUCACAGUCUGUCUGAUUAUUACAAACUUGGUCAAACGUGUACAGACACGAUAAGCGACAACACAACAGUCGUUGGAACGUGCAAAAGGAUCGCCCAAUGUCCACUCGCUGUAAAGUUGGUUCAAGUGAAUGAAAUCAAUCCAUACAUGUGCUACAUGAUGAAGAAGAGAGAGAGAGUGGUCUGCUGUCCCUCUGAACCGAAUCUCUCAAAAGCUGGUGAAAUGAGGGACUUCUUCUCGAGAGCUAAGGAUAAUUUCAUUGAAUUCCAAAAUAUUAAAUGUUUUUAUUCCGGUGGUGAAGCGACGACAUGCUGCGUAAGACCGAAGAAGCCACUGUUCCCAGAAGACCGCGAACCGGACGGAUGCAAAAAAAUAACACCAAUGAGCCCUAGCUUGGCAGAAGGACUUUCAGAUCAACGCAAAGAAGUAUUACGGAAAUGCUGGCAAUAUCAAAUAUAUGUGAACAAAUGUGUGUCCCUGAAGAAUGACCCAGACAAGUAUACGCGGGAAGACACUUGCGGUAUACCGACAUCUGAUUACCGGAUUACGUCUGCAAAGCAGGCUGUGAUAAAGGAGUUUCCACAUAUGGCAGUUUUGGGCGUUGCCAAUCCGAAUCCUCAAGCCCAAGGAGAUAUAAUGUGGAUCGGUGGAGGUUCCCUGAUAAGCGACGAGUUUAUUCUAACAGCUGUUCACGUGCUCCAUAGUGAAUAUGGCCCGAUUCUUUACGCGUUGCUAGGAUCUUUGGAGAAGACAGACAUUCGUAGCGGUAUCCUUUACAAUAUUGUUCGGUGGAUACCACACAACUUGUAUAGUACUAAAACCCAGAGGCACGAUAUUGGACUGGUACAAUUAGAUAGAAAGGUGCAGUUCUCAGAAUUCAUAAGACCCAUUUGUUUGCCUGUUCAAAAGAAGCCAGAAAAGUCAUCUGUGUAUAUUGUGGCGGGAUGGGGUAAAACAGAAAAAGGAUCUACAUCGAAUACACUUUUAAGGGCAAACGUAAAUAGACUUGGAAUAAAUAACUGUAAAAGCCGUUAUGAAUAUUACGACAACAAAUUCAUGAUUUGUGCAGCAGGCACCACGUUCACCAAUGGAACAGCAGCCGACAGUUGCCAGGGCGAUAGUGGAGGACCACUGAUGUCUUCAUCAUCAGACGUAUACUGCAGCUACAUUAUUGAGGGAAUAGUUUCCCAUGGAAGCACUUGUGGAUCUGGUGAAGGCGCUGUAUAUACCCGGGUCUCAUAUUAUUUGGACUGGAUUAUAAAAACUGUGUGGCCUGAGCUAUAA